UUCUGUGAAAACAUGGCUGACAUUGGAGCCAUGAUAGCGACUCCAGGCAUCGAAAGUCCGAACAAACGGGCGAAAAUGGAUAGUGGACUAACAGCAACGAACUUUGAUGAAUCAAAAUUCGCUAGAUAUUACAGAACAGACACAGUGAGCUCUCCCGUAAGCUCACAUUCCGGACCAGUUGUCAGUGAUACAUCAGCAUAUUAUUCAUACCCCUACACGUUUUCGAAUUCUUUCUCAUCAUACACGUAUCCUUGUGGACAAACGGACGCAGCAGCUUUGUACACAUAUCCCGCAUCUUAUGGCAUUCCUUACACCGCACUGAAUGGCUUCAGCACAGAAUAUUCUUCGACGUCAGGUAGCGACUAUUCAUUAUCUCCAAGCUCAUCUGUUUCUGCGCUGACAUCAACUUCAAGUCUCAAUAUUCCACAAUCAUUGACACUAAAUUCUACUGCACAUCACAAUACACCUCCUUCUCGUGUUAUUCACUGUAGAGCAGUUGCUGAUGGUUGUAAAGAAACAGACUUGAUAAAUGUUCUUCAGCCAUUUGGGAAAAUUACAUAUGUGACUUUAUUGCCAAAAAUUAGACAAGCACUGGUGGAAUUUGAAGAUAUUGAUUCUGCUGUAGCUCUAGUUUCAUUUUCACAGUCAAGUACUCUCACUGUACUUGGUAGACAAAUGUUUGUGAAUUACUCCAAAAGUCAAGAAAUAAAAAGGGAUAAAGUUCUUAAUGGUGAAAGUAAUGGAGCCUCUUCAGAAGCUAGUAAUAUUCUUCUUCUCACAAUAAUCAAUCCCUUACAUGCAAUCACAGUGAAAGUACUUCACAAAAUAUGCAGCCCUCAUGGAAAAGUUUUAAGAAUUGUGAUCUUUCACAAGAACGGAUUGCAAGCUUUGGUUGAAUUUGACAAUGUUGAGGCAGCUCAGCGAGCUCUUGCAACUCUCAAUGGACAAGAUAUUUAUGCUGGAUGCUGUACACUGAAGAUUGAUUAUUCAAAGAAAGCUAAAAAAUUAAACGUUUUUAAAAAUGAUGAUGAAACAUGGGAUUACACUGGGACACUGAACAAUAACUCAGGGAUCCCAAGCAAGACAGCUCUUUUGGGGUCCGGGCUCUUAUCUGCAAUUUCAGGAAAUGAUGCGAGUGAGCCGCAGUUGUCAAGUUCACCACCAAACACAGUCACCCUUAAUGGUGUGAAUGGAUCUCCAAUUUCCAUCAGUAAUGAGGCCAUCGCGAGAGCAGCACAGUUUCCUACUGUACAGAGUAUUCUAGCCAAAGUUGCAUCUUUUCAUGGGAACCCGCCUAAGAGUCCAACGUCAGGUAGCACCUCACCAGUGGAGAAUGUAGUGAAAAAGUUGGGUAUUCUUGGAAGCUCACCAUACCAGUUACCUCAGGGUGGACUCUUAGGAGCUCUACCUGGACUGACACAACAGCAGCAUCAGAUGAAUGGCAUUUCUAACGCUUUGAACGCAGGUGGCACUGGCUGUGUGUUGAUGGUUUACGGACUGAAUGCUGAAAAAAUGAACUGUGAGAGAAUUUUCAACUUGUUUUGUCUAUAUGGCAACGUUGUCAAGGUUAAAUUCCUCACCAACAAACUUGGAGCAGCCAUGGUACAAAUGUCAGACAAAGUUGCUUCGGAAAUGAUCAUCCGAAACUUGAGUGGUGCUGUGCUUUUCGAUUCCAAGAUCAACAUCAUAUUUUCCAAGCAUCCUUUCAUAGCAGAUUCAUCGGUAGUAACAGCUUUACCCGAUGGUACGCCUUCCUCCAUGAAUUUUGCUGACAACCGAAACAACCGGUUCAAAUAUCUUCCCGAGGGUCAGAGUCUCAAGAAUAGAUACCAACCACCAACAAGAAUGCUUCACUUCUUUAAUGCCCCACCAAACUGUACUGUGGAAACGCUUAAGGAGGUCUUCAUCACUGCCGGAUCUUUGUCUCCGUUGAAAGGAACUUUCUUUUCAAAAGCAAACGCCAAGUCAUCAGCAGGGUUAUUGGAGAUGCCCGAUAUCCGUUCAGCCAUGGAAGCGUUAACUCUUACCAACCACUUUACCAUUAAUCCUCCAGGUGGCGGAUCCUACACCCUGAAAUUGGCCUUCUCCCCAAGCUCCUCAAUCUCUCCAACGGCUCCAACCGUUGCUCCGGCAGUUGCUGCGGCAGCGGUUGCCGUCAGCAAUGGCGCUAAUCCCUUGGGACCUAUCGGCUCGCCGGUGCAUCCGGUGCACCGAUGUAUGGCUGGAAGCCCGAUCAGCAUUGUGACGAAUGGUGUCAAGGAAUUGAACGGUGACUCCGAGAGGAAUGGGCUGAGUCCAGAGCAUUUGUCAAGCUGCAGUCCUUAGGAGGGAGACUGGCACACAAGUUACAGAGGUAACUUCCAAUAUUUGAAAAGACUUCAAAUUAAGUCACUGAUUGAACUUCGAAUGAAGAGAAAUCUCCCAGGUAAAUGAAUUAUUAAUCAAUGGGAAGAGUGGAACAUCAAAAAAAAUAUAUUAGGUCGUUAUAUAAGUCAACAAAAAUGUUGUAUUGUCGUUCGCCGACUGCUUUGUUUUCGCUCUCUUAGAACAGUACGGAAUGAGCGUGCGUAGAGGUUCAAAAGUUAGAGUAACAAUGCUCGGUGAACGCACCUUUUUCAUGCGUUAGGUUUAUGGUUCAAAUUUUUAGUUAAAGGUUAACAAUUUUCCCUCGUUAGAUUAAGAAUUUAUUAAAUGCAAUGAGGCGAUGGAGGCCUCGGUUAAAACCAGCGGUUAAUAACCCUGGGUUGAGCAGUUGAAUUGCCUUCCAAAAAUAUAUAAAUAUAUUACAUAAAUAUUUACACCACGAAUAUUAGAGUAAUUUUUCCAAAACUCGUAUGCACAGUGAGUCUAAACUAAGAUUCCUUUUGUUUACAUAUACAAAGUUUUCCUACAUCAUAGAUUUAUUAGAUCUUGACUCGUGGGGAGAAGUCAAACUUCACAGGCUCCCGAGGAAAUGAUAUCAUUAAUAAACAAGAUAUCUAUCACUUAUAAUAACUUUUUUUCAUCUAAUUUACAUUUUUUCAUUGACUGUCAUCGCCACCGUAAAUGCUUCCCAAAACUGUUGAUACAUUGUUGACAAUUGUUCAAGGAAAUGUUUGUUUUUAAGGGAGAAGAAUAAGUUGUGUUCCUGUUGUUGUUGUUGUUGUUGUUGUUGUUGACGUUGUUGUUUUUUCAAUUUGGAGUUUUGACCCGUCUUCACGAUCUAUUUUUUCGGUUGAAAUUUGGUAUCCUCAUCUUAAAACUAAAACUUAACUACCUCCUUGACAUGUUCGUCAACAGUUGUCAUCAGGUUUUAAGGUAGCAAAGACGACGCGUUGUUUACUAAAAAAUGUUAAUGUCUUAUACAAUACACGUAAAUGGUUUCUUAAUUUACAUUUAAUAGUAAGCUUAAAACACACCGAGUCGGUAUUUAUAAUUCAAGAUGUUUUCCACAGCGUACGCACCUCUUUGUUAAAUACUUUUACCGUAUUAUCGAUACGGAAAUUCUCCUGACCUUACCGCAUACACGUGCUCUUCAAUGAGUGGGAAGAAUUUCUUUACCAGUACAAGAGUUCUGUUCUCUGUUAAUGAUUAUGGGCGUAAUUCCUGUCACUUGAUUCCAAAAUUUAAAGUUUUCUUUUUUUUCUGAGGUAGAUUUAGUUUUUAAAUGGCUUUCGAGAGUUAGUCAAGGUAAGGCUGGGAUGUUAAGAAUUUUUUGUUGGAGCUUUUUUCUUUGCAGUUCUGUCUAGCAACUACCUUGCAGGAAGCAACAGGGAACAUCAGGUCGUUAAGGGAAAAUAUCAAAAUUUUAUUCACAUUCAAUUGAAAAAUGACGAAUGAAUUUUAUAGAAAUUUAGACUUAUUGAAAUUGCUUUUAUAUUUGCCUUAUUUUUUCAAAUAAUUUGUACUUAUUAGCGGAAAAAUAUAUUGUUAUAACAUGCAGUUAUUUUUUUCGGUCAGACUCUCAUCAGUUGUGUUUCCUAGCAACGGUGGUUUGUCAUAAAACUGUAAAGAGCCACCUUGAAAUCUUUUACGCUCGAGAAAUUAUGAAAAUUCUUCCUAUCCGCGAAUCGAAACUAUUAAUUAAUUUCCUAAGGAAAAAGAGGACACACAUUUUUUGUGUGGACCGACAGAAAAAGAAUUGUUCCAAGUUAAAAGAGAGAGAGUAAGAGUUUAGGAAAUAUUUCAAAUAAUCGAAUUCACGCAUGUGCGAACAAACCACGAAACAGAGACAGAUUCAGAAUUGUUAAAACUUACGUCGAAUUUUUGUUCUUUCGGACUUUUGUACGGGGUCCCGAUUGCAUAAUUUUUAAUUGGAAAUAAUUUAAUUACAUGGUCUGAGUCAAAGAGGUUUUUAAUAUAAAUCGUCGCACAUGUUCAAUUACUCAUAGAGGUCAACUUUCAAUAACGUUGUACAUAUUAUAGGUUAUAGAAUUUAAGAAAAGAGAGAGGCUAAUUCAGUAUCUCCAUUUAACACUUCAAAGUAGAAAACAAAUAUUAUGAACUUAAAAAUUACCAAAACAUAUUUUAGUGGAAUUUGGUAUAGCGAAUUAUUAGUUGAUUCAUUUAUAAACGAAUGCUAAGACAGCCAAACCGCUGAGUUAAGCUCGUUCCCAGACUUACUCUUCCUUUCGACCUUCAAGGCGUGUGUUGAAGGAAAUGGGAGGUUCGGUUGGUCACUUGUAUCUAAGGGGAAUGAGAAGAAGAGAUGGUUUGGAAACGAGACUGCCACCAAAGUACUUAAAAUGUCGCCAGCAACAACUAUUACAUCUGCUUUGAUUAGCUAAUUUUUCCAGAAAAAGUAUACAAUUAUAAGUCGCAACGUUCAUGUUGAAAUGGCUAUGCCACGAUUUAGUUGAGUUUAUUAUGAUUUAUUCGGAAUUUCUGCACUCGUUAAAUUUUAUUCUUUAUUGUUCGCAAGUGCUAUUUUAAGAUUUGACAUCUUUUUCCUCUUAGAGUUCUUAUAAAUGGGGUUUCAAUUUUUGGCGUCAUUAGUUUUCAUUCCUGGUGAACGUGAUUCACCCUUUAGGUGUUUCUUUGACAGCCUAAACUGACAGAAAGAGAGAGAGAGAGAGAGAGAGAUUGAAACGUGAAUGGCAUUGUUCAAAUUUUUUUCAACCUUAUUUCAUUCGAAAAGCUCUCAAGUUGUGAGGGACAAUAUGUGAAGUCUUGUUGGAUAACUUUUUGCAAGCAUUGGGUUAGAAUAAACUUUUUUAUCUUAUUUUUGGUAUUUUUUUUUCUGUCCUCUUUUUCGUAACUGUUGUAGUUAUAGUUCAGAGCAUUUUUCAUUGGCGUUACACGGAGCAGAGAUUCAUAUUGAUCAGUUUUAAUUUUUGCCCCUCUGAUUGGUAAGGGCUUGUUAAAUGAAAAACCACGUCAUUCUGGUACAGGGUCGUUGAAGUAGUCGCUCUUUCUGUAACUUUAAUGUUAGUUUUGGUUAAAACUGGAAACUUUUUCCAGACUCUGGUAAGGCGUUGUCGAAAAUAAGUGGGUGGCUUAAAAAAACGUUUAAAAUAAGAUUAACCCACGUAAAACUGCACACACACGUUUUUAUGUAAAAUGAAAAGUUAGGUUAAUGAGCUAAAUAUUGCAAGGCCUGUUUGUUUUAUUCUUUGCAAAAUUUGUUGCAUUUUAAACAACUGUUACCUCAAUCCGGUUAUCAAAGGACUGCUAUACUACAAAAAGAAAAAAUGGAAAAGUACUCCACAUUAAAGCUGCAUUAAUUUUG
Messenger RNA from Stylophora pistillata, 5707 nucleotides. Its product is annotated as heterogeneous nuclear ribonucleoprotein L-like. The record is from RefSeq and is a predicted model, not a curated record. NCBI's taxonomy places the organism in Eukaryota, Metazoa, Cnidaria, Anthozoa, Scleractinia, Pocilloporidae. Gene Ontology annotation, molecular function: RNA binding.